AACAAAGUUUGUGGUUGCAAAUUGUAUUUAAGAGAGCCUUGUUUCCUCACCAUUUCAUCAUAGAAGCUUAGAACUUUCCUUCUAGGUGUACAUUUUUCGAUCAAAAAAACUCAAUCGAAAGAUGGAAGGAAAAAAUAUAAUUCUAGGUGUGCUUUUAGUUAGUCUGGUCAUGGCACAAAUCUAUAAUACUUCCCGUUUAGCGAAAGGUUCGAGUGGCUGCGAUAUCGUUAAUGGGAAAUGUCCUAACGGAUGUACUAAGGACGUUCUAGAAAACGCAGGUGAUAAUGUCAAUGAAUACUGCAAGAUUGGGUGUGUAUCAUCUGUCUGCAUUGCUUUAACUACUCUCGAGACUUCCGAUGCAAGUGAAAUCAUGAAUGAACAUUUUGAAAAAUGUGCCUUGGGAUGUUCUAAAGUCUGCACCAAGGGAUCGAUGAAUGUAGUUGAAACUGACUAGACAACCAUAUCCAUUAAGAAACCACAUACCUCCCUAAGUGAAGGGGGUGGUCACUUUUCACAGUGUUGUUUUUCAUGUUUUCAAUAAUUGUUGUGUGUGAGAAAAAUGAAGAAGGUUGUCGAUCCCUAGAUUUCAUAUGUCUUCUAUUUCCUAUCUUAAUAACAAGUAAUAAUAUGUGUCUUUAAAUA
Camelina sativa (false flax) is the source of this 642-nucleotide messenger RNA. RefSeq names its product putative thionin-2.4. Lineage: Eukaryota; Viridiplantae; Streptophyta; Magnoliopsida; Brassicales; Brassicaceae. The record is from RefSeq and is a predicted model, not a curated record. Gene Ontology annotation, biological process: defense response.